CCCUUUCCCCUCCCCCCGCAGCCGCCCCCGAUGCCGUGGGAGCGAAUCCAGAAACUCCAGGAAAGCAAGAACGGCUCCGAGUGGCAGGUGCUGGAGCUGUGCCGGGCCCUGGGCGUGCUGCGGGCGGGGGAGCGGUCGCUGUCGCUGGGCGGGGCCGAGGUGUUGCCGGCGGGCGGGGCCGUGGCCGUCCUGCGCCGCUGGGACCAGAACGACCGAUUCCUGCUGGUGCUCAACCCCCGCGGGGAACCCCUGGGCCCGGUCAGCCUCCCCCAGGCCCUGCUGCCCCCCAGGGCCACCCUGCGCCUCAGCACCCACCGCAGCGGCCCCCAGAGCUCCGAGGUGGAGCUGGGGCAGCUGCAGCUGCAGCCCUACGAGGGGGUCCUGCUCAGCUUCCCCUACAACGCGUAGGGACCCCCCCUUGGCACCCCAAAAAUGCCUCGCUCGCCCCCCCCCCCCCCCCCCCACCAGCACAAAACUGCCUUGCUGGCCCCACCCCCCCAGCACCCCAAAAGGGCAUCGACACCCCCACCCCAGCACCCACAGA
Messenger RNA from Corapipo altera (White-ruffed manakin), 544 nucleotides. Its product is annotated as 4F2 cell-surface antigen heavy chain-like. The coding region runs from base 31 to 408 and encodes 125 amino acids. The record is from RefSeq and is a predicted model, not a curated record. Gene Ontology annotation, biological process: amino acid transport. NCBI's taxonomy places the organism in Eukaryota, Metazoa, Chordata, Aves, Passeriformes, Pipridae. The transcript is spliced from 3 exons.